This is a messenger RNA of Capsella rubella, 1450 nucleotides long. RefSeq lists its product as uncharacterized. The record is from RefSeq and is a predicted model, not a curated record. The transcript has 3 exons. The coding region runs from base 155 to 1267 and encodes 370 amino acids. NCBI's taxonomy places the organism in Eukaryota, Viridiplantae, Streptophyta, Magnoliopsida, Brassicales, Brassicaceae.
AGAAAGAAAGAAAGGAAAAAAAAAAGAGGAGGUUUCAUGAAUCAUAGUCGUGCUGACAAUCUUCGAACCAUUUGUGGGUUUCAUACAAUCGAUCACCAAUAGAACAAAGGAGAAACAGAGGAACAGGAAGAAGAACAGAAGGAGUGGGAAGUGUAUGAGGAAGCUGUGUCCGAACAUAGACAAAGACGAUGGUUUGGAGACGGUGUUGGAAGUUCCGAUACCGGAGGAGAUGUUCUCCGGUAUGGGUAACAACGUGGCGUUGAGGUGGCAGAACAUGAUGACGUGGAUGAAAGCUCAAACCUCUGAUAAAUGGUCGCAACCCCUUAUCGCCGCUCGUAUCAACGAGCUUCGGUUCCUUCUCUACCUCGUUGGCUCGCCUCUUAUACCUCUACAGGUUCAAGUCGGUCACUCUGUUCAUAAGCCUGUCAAAGAUUCCUCCAUUCAAGCUUCAACGGCGAAAUACAUAGUGCAGCAGUACAUAGCAGCAACGGGAGGACCAGCGGCGUUAAACGCGGUGAACAGCAUGUGCGUCACGGGACAAGUGAAGAUGACGGCGUCGGAGUUUCAUCAAGGAGACGAUUCCGGCGCUAAUCUAAAGAGCAACGACGAGAUGGGUGGUUUCGUUCUCUGGCAAAAAGAUCCAGAUCUAUGGUGUUUGGAGCUAGUCGUCUCCGGUUGUAAAGUCAUAUGUGGAAGCAACGGUCUGCUUUCAUGGCGACAUUCAUCUAACCAGCAAACUCCUGCGUCCACCGGACCGCCUAGACCUCUCCGCCGGUUUUUACAGGGACUAGAUCCACGUUCGACGGCAAAUCUGUUUCUUGACGCGACGUGCAUCGGAGAGAAGAUAAUCAACGGUGAGGAUUGCUUUAUCUUGAAACUGGAGACGAGUCCGGCGGUUCGGGAGGCUCAAAGCGGUCCCAAUUUUGAGAUCAUUCAUCAUACGAUUUGGGGUUAUUUCAGUCAAAGAUCGGGACUUCUGAUUCAGUUUGAGGAUUCACGACUUCUGAGGAUGAGGACCAAGGAAGACGAAGACGUUUUCUGGGAGACUAGUGCUGAGUCGGUCAUGGAUGAUUACCGUUACGUCGACAAUGUCAACAUCGCUCACGGCGGGAAAACUUCCGUCACGGUUUUCCGGUACGGUGAAGCGUCGGCCAACCAUCGGAGACAGAUGUCGGAGAAGUGGAGGAUCGAAGAAGUUGAUUUUAAUGUCUGGGGUCUCUCCGUCGAUCAUUUUCUUCCUCCGGCCAAUUUGCAGAUCGGGAAGUGAAUUUGAAAUUGAUUUUUUCUUUAGACACUCUCAAAAUUUCGAUACAUCUAUCAUACAAUAACAAGAAAAAAAAACAAGAUCCUGUGGAAGCACAGCAGUUAUGUUGUUGUUUGUAUCAUCCAUAAAAUAAAAGUCUGUGCACAUCGAGAGAAAAAGAAAAGACUCUCAUGCCCAUUGAUUAUA